Coregonus clupeaformis (lake whitefish) is the source of this 3890-nucleotide messenger RNA. RefSeq names its product indian hedgehog protein-like. Bases 683 to 2113 code for a protein of 476 amino acids. The transcript is spliced from 3 exons. NCBI's taxonomy places the organism in Eukaryota, Metazoa, Chordata, Actinopteri, Salmoniformes, Salmonidae. Gene Ontology annotation, biological process: protein autoprocessing; intein-mediated protein splicing; cell fate specification. The record is from RefSeq and is a predicted model, not a curated record. Gene Ontology annotation, molecular function: patched binding; calcium ion binding.
GAGACACAAGUGGACGAACAAAACGUAUCAGGCGCAUUGCUGGAGGCAGGAAUGGGAUGAGAUUCUGAGAAUGCGAUCAGGAGAAUUCGCAGAGGAGAUAUUUUACAGAGACGCAACAGUGAGGUAGGUGCGCGUCAGGUUUGCUUAUUGCUGAACUGCCCGGGGACUGGAGAGAGAGAGGCGGUAGGUAGGUAGGCGACUGGAAGCUCGAGAAACACCUGCUUGGCAACAGGUACCAGUACCUCCAAAGACUGAUAAGGAUGACAUCUAUUUAUUUUUCAUUAAUUGUGAACAGCAUAACGGAUGACAAAUCUGAAACAUUCUGGAAUGGAAAAAUCGUUUUCAAGUGUCAUAAAUUAUUAGGGGAGUAAUCAACAAAACAUUAAACUAAAUGAGCAAGAGGAUAUAACAGUUCAGUAGAGAGUAACUCUGAAGUUCCUUUUAAAGGGUCAAGAUGGAUUUUUACAGAAGAAUGGCGUCCCUGUACUUCCAGUGUGGAUUCUGAUCCAUAAUGGCCAACCUUGCUCUAUAGAAACAUUAUAACUCCUUUACAACUCAUGAUCUGGAAUGGACCACCACCUAAAUUUGACCACCAUCAUUCAAAUGCCAUCAAGUGCUGGAGACGGGGCUUGCUCAGUGGGCACGGUGGGUCACUGAUACCAGGGACCCAGAACUCUUCCCAAUGAAGGUGUCCUCCUGGUGGGAAAGCCUGGCACGGCUUGGCCUGCUCGCUAUCUUCACAUGGAGCUCCCUGGUCCAGGGGUGCGGGCCAGGCCCUGGGUAUGGCAACCGCCCUAGGCCCAGGAAACUCACCCCCAUGCCUUACAAGACCUCCUUCCCCAAACUUUCCGAGAACAACCUAGGUGCCAGCGGGAGGGUGGAGGGCAAGAUCACACGUAACUCAGAACGCUUUAAUGAACUGGUGUGUAACUACAACACUGAUAUUAUCUUCAAAGAUGAGGAGAAAACCCUUGCUGACCGCUUCAUGACCAAGCGCUGUAAAGACUGCCUCAACAAACUAGCCAUAGCGGUGAUGAACCACUGGCCUGGGACGAAGCUGAGGGUGACAGAGGCCUGGGAUGAGGAUGGCCAUCACCCCCCUGACUCUCUUCAUUAUGAGGGACGGGCCGUGGACAUCACCACGUCAGACCGCAUCCCAGACAAGUAUGGCAUGCUAGCCCAGCUGGCUGUGGAGGCUGGCUUCGACUUUGUGUACUAUGAGUCCAAGUACCAUGUGCAUUGCUCCGUCAAAGCUGAUCACUCAGUGACGGUGGAGAAGGGGGGCUGUUUCCCAGGCUGGGCCCGGGUGACCCUGGCCGGAGGGGAACAGAAGACCCUGGCCUCCCUGGAGCCUGGAGACAGAGUGUUGGCCCUGUCCGGGUCAGGACACAUCGUCCUCAGCCGCGUCCUUCUAUUCCUACACCAAGACCAUGAGAGCAGGUCCACUUUCCUGGUCCUGGCCACAAAAGAUGGCCGCCGCCUAGCCCUCACUCCCCACCACCUGGUCUUCCUUGCCCCCCAAUACAAACUCCACCACAGUGAGUACCAGGCUCAGUUUGCCAGUAGAGCCAAACCGGGGGACUAUGUACUCAUCCAUGGAGCGGACGGCCGAGUACAACCAUCCAGGAUCUCAUCUGUAUCGCAGGAGGAAGGGAUGGGUGUAUACGCACCCCUUACAGAACACGGCACUCUGUUUGUGGGUGGGGUGCUGGCAUCCAGCUAUGCACUUAUAGAGGACCAUAGACUGGCACACUGGGCGUUUGGGCCUCUGAGACUGCUGCUGUCAUUCACCCAGCUGGUUUGGGGGGAGGGCACACUGGGAGCGCAGGUCACAGAGGCAGAGAGAGAGCACACGAAGACGCCCACUCACUGUAACACUCAACAGAAGAGCCUGAGAGUUUGUGUGAAUCAGACACUCAGAAGCCCAGGCGUGUACAUGAAUACAAAUACUUCAGACAGACAAAGCAGUUGGGCUGCUGUACCCAUAAACAGAGACAUUGAGGGAGGACACUGUGACUCUGUGCAAGAAAAGGUUUUGAGUGUACACUGGUAUGCUAGGCUGUUACACAGGCUUGGACAGUUCUUUCUAGACCCUAAGACAUUUCAUCAUUAGGUUAAAGGCACUAUAGGUUCAACUCUGGUGCCUGUAUACUACUGAUAAUUUCUACUGUACUCUUACAUUUCCACAGUGUCCAACUGAUAAUUGCUACUGGACUGUUACAUUUCCACAGUGUCCAACUGAUAAUUGCUACUGUACUGUUACAUUUCCACAGUGUCCUACUGAUAAUUGCUACUGUACUGUUACAUUUCCACAGUGUCCUACUGAUAAUUGCUACUGUACUGUUACAUUUCCACAGUGUCCAACUGAUAAUUGCUACUGGACUGUUACAUUUCCACAGUGUCCUACUGAUAAUUGCUACUGUACUGUUACAUUUCCACAGUGUCCAACUGAUAAUUGCUACUGUACUGUUACAUUUCCAGUGUCCAACUGAUAAUUGCUACUGUACUGUUACAUUUCCAGUGUCCAACUGAUAAUUGCUACUGUACUGUUACAUUUCCAGUGUCCAACUGAUAAUUGCUACUGUACUGUUACAUUUCCACAGUGUCCUACUGAUAAUUGCUACUGUACUGUUACAUUUCCACAGUGUCCUACUGAUAAUUGCUACUGUACUGUUACAUUUCCACAGUGUCCUACUGAUAAUUGCUACUGUACUGUUACAUUUCCACAGUGUCCAACUGAUAAUUGCUACUGUACUGUUACAUUUCCAGUGUCCUACUGAUAAUAGCUACUGUACUGUUAUAUUUCCACAGUGUCCUACUGAUAGUUGAUACUGUACUGUUACAUUUCCACAGUGUCCUACUGAUAAUUGCUACUGUACUGUUACAUUUCCAGUGUCCAACUGAUAAUUGCUACUGUACUGUUACAUUUCCAGUGUCCAACUGAUAAUUGCUACUGUACUGUUACAUUUCCAGUGUCCAACUGAUAAUUGCUACUGUACUGUUACAUUUCCAGUGUCCAACUGAUAAUUGCUACUGGACUGUUACAUUUCCACAGUGUCCUACUGAUAAUUGCUACUGUACUGUUACAUUUCCAGUGUCCUACUGAUAAUUGCUACUGUACUGUUACAUUUCCAGUGUCCUACUGAUAAUAGCUACUGUACUGUUACAUUUCCACAGUGUCCUACUGAUAAUUGAUACUGUACUGUUACAUUUCCACAGUGUCCUACUGAUAAUUGCUACUGUACUGUUACAUUUCCAGUGUCCUACUGAUAAUUGCUACUGGACUGUUACAUUUCCACUAAUGCUCCUAUUUUUUCUUCUGCCCUGUCUUUUACUACAAUUUUAAACCUUAUGCAUCCCGAAAGGGUAUAUUUGCAUCUUACUCACCGGUAAUUGCAUUGUAAUGUAUUAAUAUUGUAUCUCCUCUUUUCCAUUCAGUAAAUGUGUUGACGGUUGGGUCGGGUGCAUGUAGAAUCGGACUGUCUUCAAAGAUAAUGUGUUUUAGAAGGCUUUUAUACAAGUUCAUUCCUGAGAGAUGAAUGGACUCGCCAUAGUAACGGAAUCAGCAUGUGCAUUGUCAAGAAUCCAUUGUAUAUGUAUCUUAUUUAGAUAACAUCUACAGUAUAAGCCAACAUACAAUGUGGGUUUCCUAUAGGCUUUAUUAUUCUAAAACAAUGAGGAAAUAUGAGUAUGUGCCAGAAACAAUAAAAGCUUUAUUUUUGUACCUUCUGAAUCAUAAUAUAUAAAUGUAGCAAUUUAUUGUAAUUACUAUAACUAAGGCCUCAUUUGUUAUGUUGUCUUUUAAAAGUGUAAUUAAACAAAUAAUCAUGCAUUAUUGUGUAAGGUCAACCCUGCUUGUGUUCCUGUUUUACAUGUAGAUUCUCUCCGUU